GCGUGGCAGGUCCGGCGGGCGCGAGGCGGCGGCGGUGGCGGCCCGAGCCCGGACCAGCCUCGUCCGCCCGGGGCCCGCCCUGCCCGACCCCGGCCUGCCCGGGGGUGCUGCGGCCUCGCCUGAGCCCGGCCGGGCGCCUCCUGAGGGAGCGUCGCCGCCGGCCGAGAGCGCAGGCCCGGCCAUGACCGACUUCAAAUUGGGCAUCGUGCGGCUCGGCCGGGUGGCCGGGAAGACCAAGUACACACUGAUAGAUGAGCAAGACAUCCCCCUGGUGGAGAGCUACUCAUUUGAGGCUCGAAUGGAAGUAGAUGCUGAUGGAAAUGGUGCUAAGAUAUUUGCAUAUGCCUUCGACAAAAACCGAGGAAGGGGAUCGGGUAGGCUCCUCCAUGAGCUGCUGUGGGAGCGGCACAGGGGAGGCGUGGCUCCUGGGUUUCAAGUGGUGCAUCUCAACUCAGUGACAGUGGACAAUCGCCUGGACAACUUGCAGCUGGUACCAUGGGGCUGGCGGCCCAAAGCUGAAGAGACCUCCAGCAAACAGAGAGAGCAAAGCUUGUAUUGGCUUGCAAUCCAGCAGCUGCCCACGGACCCCAUAGAAGAGCAGUUCCCUGUCCUGAAUGUGACGCGGUACUACAAUGCCAAUGGGGAUGUGGUAGAGGAGGAAGAGAAUUCCUGCACCUACUAUGAGUGUCAUUAUCCUCCUUGCACAGUAAUCGAGAAGCAGCUUCGGGAAUUCAACAUAUGUGGGCGUUGCCAGGUGGCCCGGUACUGUGGUUCCCAGUGCCAGCAGAAGGAUUGGCCUGCCCACAAGAAGCAUUGUCGGGAGAGGAAGCGUCCCUUUCAGCAUGAGCUUGAGCCAGAGCGAUGACGGGCAGAAGAGCCAUUACUGCUGCAGGGUUCCAGCUCUUCUGUGGGUACAGCAGAAGUCAGACUAGCGGUUGAGCCUGGAGGUGCCAAAGAAGCUGGCGGUGGGCCCAGAAAGCCACCAUGAGACUCCCCAGGGCACAUGCAGUCUGUGGGGACAACUCCCCUCAAGUGUUAUCUCCAGCAGAGACAUCGGGGAGGCUCCCCAGGACCUUUCUCAUUAUUUAUAUGUUAAUAUGUUUGUAAACUCAUGUACAGUUUUUUUUGGGGGGAGGGAGAGGGGGGUUAGAAACCACAAAUAGAAUCAUUUGCUGUAAUGUUCAAAUGGCAAACGGUCAGCCACAUGUCUAGAAACUGUCAUGUAGCCAAGCUUCUCUCCUGGGCUUAGGAGUCCCAAGAAGCGGCCUGUACAGUGCUGUGUCUGAAAGGGCAGAGUAAAGGGGAGGAAUCAUCUU
This is a messenger RNA of Perognathus longimembris pacificus (Pacific pocket mouse), 1316 nucleotides long. It is a transcript of the gene Zmynd19, whose product is annotated as zinc finger MYND-type containing 19. The coding region runs from base 182 to 865 and encodes 227 amino acids. The transcript is spliced from 6 exons. Lineage: Eukaryota; Metazoa; Chordata; Mammalia; Rodentia; Heteromyidae. The record is from RefSeq and is a predicted model, not a curated record.